AUGUAUUGUCAAAAGUGUCGGACACCGCUCAAGUUGGAUGGCUCCCUGGAGUCGCUUAAUCCGGCUGCUUUUGAGCUACUCGUCAAUUCUACGGGCAAGACACUCUCCGAUCACGGCACAGCAUCAUCACCACGAGCUUCCUACCCUGCAGACCGUCGAAAACACUACGAUCGAGCGUCUCAGAAUGCUACGGCACCGGUUUACAGGAGAUCUAUCCCUGCCCCACGGUCGGGGGACCAGCCACAUCCGCCUGGGGUUCCACGAGCCGAUAGCGGAAAUAUGUCUUUCGUGAUGCUCACAGAGUCCCAGUUUGUGCCCCCACCUAUGGAAAGUGCUCUACCGACUCGGCCUAAGGGCAAGAACAAUCAGGGUCCGGACCGUAACCAAGAGGAUGGGUCAUUUGCCAGCCAGGUAGACAAAUCCAGCCGCUUGUUUGAGAUUGUCUCGUCGCGUUCUGAUAUCGACCAUCCUAUUUGCGUGGAAUGUACGGAUCUGUUGGUAGAAGCCUUGCAAAAACGACUGGCGGGUUCGACAAAGGAGCGUGAUGCAUAUAUCUCAUUUCUUCGAUCCUUGAAUGCGUCGGUUCCGACAGCAGAAGAGUUGGAAGCGGCUGAAAAGUCGCUCCAGGACAGCCUGAAAGCCGAGGAAACGAUGUUAGCAGAAAUAGAAGCUUUGGAGCGAGAGAAAGCCAAGCUGGAUGAGGAAAUUGGAUCUUUGGAGGAGCAGUCGCAACAGUUGGAUGUGGAUGAAGACACAUUCUGGCGCGCUCGGAAUGGCUUUGCUUUGACACUGGGAGAGUUUCAAACCGAACGGGAUGCAUUGAACAUGCGCUACGACCACGACUCGCAGCAGCUGGAGCGCCUACAACGGACGAACGUCUAUAAUGACGCGUUUUGCAUCGGUCAUGAUGGAUAUUUUGGUACGAUUAAUGGGUUACGCCUGGGUCGCUUGGCUAAUCCCUCGGUUGAGUGGCCCGAGAUCAACGCUGCAUGGGGUCAAACCUGUUUACUCCUGGCUACCAUUGCAGAGAGGCUGGGGUUUCAGUUUCAGGGAUAUCGCCUUCGUCCACUAGGCUCCACCUCACGGAUUGAGAAGCUCGAGUAUCCGCCGCAACCGUCCGGAACGGCUGUCAAUGAACGUGGGGCCCCCAAAAUCACUGAACUGGAUCUAUUUUCGUCCGGUGACCUCCCACUGAAUCUGCCUUGGCUUCAUCGUCGCUUUGAUAACGGCAUGGUGGCGUUCCUAGACUGUCUACGCCAGCUGGGUCAGUUUGUUGCUACGACCCCCGUGCCAGUGGCAUCGGCCCGUCGCGGUCAGGCCGGCGGCGCCACAGCGCCGGGGUUGAGGUUGCCCUACGAGAUCAAGAAAGAUCGUAUUGGUGAUGCUAGUAUCAAGCUCGGGUUCAACCAGAAUGACGAGACUUGGACACGAGCUUGCAAGUAUACCCUCACUUGCUGCAAGUUCCUGCUUGCGCAUGCUAGUAACGUCGCGAGUGCAGGCUCUAGUAACUCGGCAGCCGUUGCAGCUGCGGCCGUGGCAGCUGCCGAGCAGACUCGACAGACGUCUUCCAGCCCGGCCAAGCCUCGAACAUGA
Penicillium cataractarum is the source of this 1593-nucleotide messenger RNA. RefSeq names its product beclin 1. Bases 1 to 1593 code for a protein of 530 amino acids. Gene Ontology annotation, cellular component: phosphatidylinositol 3-kinase complex, class III, type II; phosphatidylinositol 3-kinase complex, class III, type I; phagophore assembly site. The record is from RefSeq and is a predicted model, not a curated record. Gene Ontology annotation, biological process: late endosome to vacuole transport; cellular response to nitrogen starvation; autophagy. The transcript has 2 exons. NCBI's taxonomy places the organism in Eukaryota, Fungi, Ascomycota, Eurotiomycetes, Eurotiales, Aspergillaceae.